Messenger RNA from Lepus europaeus (European hare), 11334 nucleotides. RefSeq names its product laminin subunit alpha 5 (gene LAMA5). The record is from RefSeq and is a predicted model, not a curated record. Gene Ontology annotation, cellular component: basement membrane. Lineage: Eukaryota; Metazoa; Chordata; Mammalia; Lagomorpha; Leporidae. Gene Ontology annotation, molecular function: signaling receptor binding. Gene Ontology annotation, biological process: regulation of cell migration; regulation of embryonic development; axon guidance.
GGGCUCCCGCCGCGCUCACUGUCCCGGGAGCGCGGAGUCGCGGCCCCGAGCCGGGAAGAUGGCGAAGCGCAGCGCGCGGCAGCGUGCGGGGAGCGCACUGCCCGGGGGCGGCUCCAGGGGUCCCGCACCGCUGCUGCUGGCCGGGCUGGCGCUGCUGGGCGCGGCGCGGGCGCGGGCCGCGGCGGGUGGCGACUUCAGCCUGCACCCGCCCUACUUUAACCUGGCCGAGGGCGCCCGCAUCGUCGCGUCCGCGACCUGCGGCGAGGAGGCCCCAGCGCGCGGGCCCCCGCGCCCCACCGAGGACCUCUACUGCAAGCUGGUGGGGGGACCCGUGGCCGGCGGAGACCCCAACCAGACCAUCCAGGGCCAGUACUGUGACAUCUGCACAGCGGCCGACAGCAACAAGGCGCACCCCGCGAGCAACGCCAUCGACGGCACGGAGCGCUGGUGGCAGAGCCCGCCCCUGUCCCGCGGCCUGGAGUACAACGAGGUCAACGUGACCCUGGACCUGGGCCAGGUUUUCCACGUGGCCUAUGUGCUCAUCAAGUUCGCCAACUCCCCUCGGCCGGACCUCUGGGUGCUGGAACGUUCCACGGACUUCGGCCACACCUACCAGCCGUGGCAGUUCUUUGCUUCCUCCAAGAGGGACUGCCUGGAGCGCUUCGGGGCGCGGACGCUGGAACGCGUGAGCCGGGACGACGACGCGGUCUGCACCACCGAGUACUCGCGCAUCGUGCCCCUGGAGAACGGCGAGAUCGUGGUGUCGCUGGUGAACGGGCGCCCAGGGGCCAUGAACUUCUCCUUCUCGCCGCUGCUGCGGGACUUCACCAAGGCCACCAACAUCCGCCUCCGCUUCCUGCGCACCAACACGCUGCUGGGCCACCUGAUGGGCAAGGCGCUGCGGGACCCCACGGUCACCCGCCGGUAUUAUUACAGCAUCAAGGACAUCAGCGUCGGCGGCCGCUGCGUCUGCCACGGCCACGCGGACGUCUGUGAUGCCACGGACCCCGCGGAGCCUUUCCGGCUGCAGUGUGCCUGCCAGCACAACACGUGCGGGGGCUCCUGUGACCGCUGCUGCCCCGGCUUCAACCAGCAGCCCUGGAAGCCAGCCACCACCGACAGCGCCAACGAGUGCCAGCCCUGUAACUGCCACGGCCACGCCCAUGCCUGUUACUACGACCCCGAGGUGGCCCGGCGCCACGCCAGCCAGGACCAAGACAAUAUCUACCAGGGAGGGGGCGUGUGCAUUGACUGCCAGCACCACACCACCGGCAUCAACUGCGAGCGCUGCCUGCCCGGCUUCUACCGCGCCCCGGACCAGCCCCCUGACUCGCCACAUGCCUGUCGCCCCUGCGCCUGCGAGUCGGACUUCACCGACGGGACGUGCGAGGACCUGACGGGCCGCUGCUACUGCCGGCCCAAUUUCACGGGGGAGCGGUGCGACGCGUGUGCCGAGGGCUACACCGGCUUUCCACACUGCUACCCGCUGCCCUCCUCCCCUAGCGACACUGGUGAGCAGGUGCUGCCGGCUGGACAGAUCGUGAACUGUGACUGCAGCGCCGCUGGCACAGGGCAACGCCUGCCGGAAGAUCCACGCGUGGGACGCUGCGUGUGCAAACCCAACUUCCAGGGCACCCACUGCGAGCUCUGUGCGCCCGGGUUCUACGGCCCUGGCUGCCAGCCGUGCCCGUGCUCCAGCCCCGGGGUGGCCGACGGCCUCUGCGACCCCGACUCGGGCCAGUGCCGGUGCCGGCUGGGCUUCGAGGGAGCUGCGUGCGACCGCUGCGCGCCCGGCUACUUCCACUUCCCCCUCUGCCAGCUGUGUGGCUGCAGCCCCACCGGGACCCUGCCUGAAGGCUGCGACGAGGCUGGCCGCUGCCUGUGCCGGCCUGGGUUUGACGGCCCCCGCUGUGACCAGUGCCGCCCUGGCCACCAUGGUUACCCUGACUGCCAGGCCUGUGCCUGUGAUCCCCGGGGAGCCCUGGAUCAGCUGUGUGGGGCCGGUGGCUUGUGCCGCUGCCGCCCUGGCUACGCAGGUGCCGCCUGCCAGGAGUGCAGCCCCGGCUUCCACGGCUUCCCCGACUGCACGCCCUGCCAGUGCUCCCCCGACGGCUCCCUGCACAGCACCUGCGAUCCCCGGAGCGGGCAGUGCAGCUGCCGGCCCCGCGUGACGGGGCUGCGGUGCGACACGUGUGUGCCCGGCGCCUACAACUUCCCUUCCUGUGAGGCUGGCUCCUGCCACCCUGCUGGCCUGGCCCCCGCCGAUCCUGCCCUUCCUGAGCCUUGGCCCCUCGCAGGCACAAGCCCCUGUGUGUGCCGGGCGCACGUGGAGGGGCCGGGCUGUGACCGCUGCAGAGCUGGCUUCUGGGGGCUGAGCCCCAGCAACCCCGAGGGCUGCGCCCGCUGCAGCUGCGACCCCAGGGGCACAGUGGGUGGAGGUGCUGAGUGCCACGCGGAUAGCGGCCAGUGCUUCUGCAAGCCCCACGUAUGGUGUGGCCGGACCUGCGCGGCCUGCAAGGAUGGCUUCUUCGGGCUGGACCAGGGCUACUUCGGCUGCCGCAGCUGUCGGUGUGACGUUGGCGGUGCUCUGGGCCAGGGCUGCGAGCCGAGGACGGGCACCUGCCGGUGCCGCCCCAACACCCAGGGCCCCACCUGCAGCGAGCCCGCGAAGAACCACUACCUGCCGGACCUGCACCACCUGCGGCUGGAGCUGGAGGAGGCGGCCACGCCAGAGGGCCGCGCUGUGCGCUUCGGCUUCAACCCCCUGGAGUUCGAGGGCUUCAGCUGGAGGGGCUACGAGAUGACGCCCAUCCAGCCCAGGAUCGUGGCCAGGCUGAACGUGACCUCCCCUGACCUCUUCCGGCUCGUCUGCUACGUGAACCGUGGGCCCGUGGGCGUGAGCGGCCGGGUGUCCGUGCAGGAGGAGGGCACCCCCUCAGGCCCGGAGCAGAGCCAGCCCGUGGCCUUCCCGCCGAGCACGGAGCCCGCCUUUCUCACCGUGCCCAGGAGGGGCUUCGGGGAGCCCUUCGUGCUGCACCCCGGCACCUGGUCCCUGCUGGUGGAGGCAGAGGGGGUGCUGCUGGACUACGUGGUUCUGCUGCCCAGCGCCUACUACGAGGCCGCCCUGCUGCAGCUGCGGGUGACCGAGGCCUGCCUGGCCCGCGCCCCUGCCCAGCGCACCGGGGAGAACUGCCUCCUGUACGCCCACCUGCCCCUGGACGGCUUCCCCUCUGCUGCCGGGCAAGAGGCCCUGUGUCGCCAUGACAACAGCCUGCCGCGGCCCUGCCCCACGGAGCACCCCAGCCCCUCACACCCGCUGCUGGCCGCCUGCAUAGGCAGUGAUGUGGAUGUCCAACUUGAGGUGGCUGUGCCGCGGCCGGGCCGCUAUGCCCUGGUGCUGGAGUACGCCAGCGAGGACGCCCCCCAGGAGGUGGCCGUGGCCGUGCAUACCCCCCAAGCUGCUCCCCAGGAGGGGGCGCUCACCCUCCACCCCUGCCCAUACAGCAACCUCUGCAGGGGCCUUGUCCUGGACACACAGCGCCACCUGGCCGCCUUCCACCUGGACUCAGAGGCCAGCAUCCGGCUGACAGCCGAGCACAGCGCGCUUCUCCUGCACAGCGUCACCCUGGUGCCCCUGGAGGUGUUCAGCGUGGAGUUCGUGCAGCCCCAGGUCCACUGCAUCAGCAGCCAUGGAGCCGUCGGCAGUGCCGCCUGUGUGCCCUCCCACUUCCUGAAGCCGCCCCAGCCCAUCAUCCUCAGGGACUGUCAGGUGUUGCCGCUGCCGCCCGGCCUGCCCAUCACCCACUCACAGGAGCUCAUGCCGGGCGCGCCCCCGGCCGGACCCCAGCCUCGGCCCCCCACCUCCGUGGACCCCGAGUCAGAGCCCACCCUCCUACGGCACCCCCAGGGCACGGUGGUCUUCACCACCCAGGUCCCCAGCCUCGGCCGCUACGCCUUCCUGCUGCACGGCUACCAGCCGGCCCACCCCACCUUCCCCGUGGAGGUGCUCAUCGAUGGCGGCCGCGUCUGGCAAGGCCACGCCAACGCCAGCUUCUGCCCGCACGGCUACGGCUGCCGCGCCCUGGUGCUGUGUGAGGGCCAGGCCGGUCUCGACGUGACCGACAGUGAGCUCACCGUGACCGUGCGCGUGCCCGAGGGCCGGUGGCUCUGGCUGGAUUACGUGCUCGGUCCUGAGGACGCGUACAGCUCCAGCUACCUCCGGGAAGAGCCCCUGGACAAGUCCUACGACUUCAUCAACCACUGCGCCACCCACGGCUACCACAUCAGCCCCAGCAGCUCGUCCGCCUUCUGCCGCAAUGCCGCCGCCUCCCUCUCCCUCUUCUACAACAAUGGCGCCCAGCCUUGUGGCUGCCACGAGGCCGGUGCCACGGGCCCCACGUGUGAGCCGUUCGGGGGCCAGUGUCCCUGCCGCGCCCACGUCAUCGGCCGCGACUGCUCCCGCUGUGCCACUGGCUACUGGGGCUUCCCCCACUGCAGACCCUGCGACUGCAGCACCCGGCCCUGUGAGGAGCUCACUGGUCAGUGCAUCUGCCCGCCCCGCACCGUCCCGCCCAGCUGCCUGCACUGCCAGCCCCAGACCUUCGGCUGCCACCCCCUGGUCGGCUGUGAGCAGUGCAACUGCUCGGGACCCGGCGUCCAGGAGCUCACCGACCCCACGUGCGACGUGGACAGCGGCCAGUGCAAGUGCAGACCCAACGUGGCUGGGCGCCGCUGUGACACCUGUGCCCCCGGCUUCCACGGCUUCCCCAGCUGCCGGCCCUGUGACUGCCACGAGGCCGGCACCGUGCCUGGCAUCUGCGACCCCCUCACGGGGUGCUCUUGCAAGGAGAACGUGGAGGGCCCCAGGUGUGACCAGUGCCGCCUCGGGACCUUCUCCCUGGACGCCGCCAACCCCAAGGGCUGCACUCGCUGCUUCUGCUUCGGGGCCACUGAGCGCUGCAGGAGCUCCGCCUACACCCGCCGGCAGUUCGUGGACAUGGAGGGCUGGACGCUGCUCGACAGUGACCGGCAGCUGGUGCCCCUGGAGCCGCGGGCGGAAGCAGAAGAGCUGCUCCGCGCAGACCUCCGGCACGUGUCCGACACCCUCCCUGAGCUGUACUGGCAGGCUCCGCCCUCCUACCUGGGGGACCGGGUGUCGUCAUAUGGGGGGACCCUCCGCUAUGAGCUGCACUCAGAGACCCAACGCGGAGACGUCUUUGUCCCCACCGAGAGCAGACCAGAUGUGGUGCUGCAGGGCAACCAAAUGAGCAUCACGUUCCUGGAGCCCGCGUACCCCCCACCUGGCCACGUUCCCGGGCAGCUGCAGCUGGUGGAGGGGAACUUCCGGCACACGGAGACCCACAACGCCGUGUCCCGGGAGGAGCUCAUGAUGGUGCUGGCGGGCCUGGAGCACCUGCAGAUCCGCGCCCUGUUCUCGCAGAUCUCCUCGGCCGUCUCGCUGCGCAGGGUGGCGCUCGAGGUGGCCGGCGAGGGCGGCGGGGGCCCUGCGGCCAGCGACGUGGAGCUGUGCAUGUGCCCCGCCAGCUACCGCGGGGACUCGUGCCAGGAAUGCGCCCCUGGCCAUUACCGCGACGUCAAAGGUCUCUUCCUGGGCCGGUGUGUGCCCUGCCAGUGCCAUGGCCACUCAGACCGCUGCCUCCCUGGCUCCGGCAUCUGUGUGGACUGCCAGCACCACACGGAGGGAGACCACUGUGAACGCUGUGCGGCCGGCUUCGUGAGCAGUGGGACCGGCGACCCCGCAGCCCCCUGCGUCAGCUGCCCCUGCCCCCUGGCGGUGCCGUCCAACAACUUUGCCACGGGCUGUGUCCUGCGAGGGGGCCGCAGCCAGUGCCUGUGCAAGCCUGGUUACGCGGGGGCCUCCUGCGAGCGGUGUGCGCCCGGCUUCUUCGGGAACCCGCUGGUGCUGGGCAGCUCCUGCCAGCCCUGCGACUGCAGUGGCAACGGCGACCCCAACAUGCUGUUCAGCGACUGCGACCCCCUGACCGGCGCCUGCCGCAGCUGCCUGCACCACACCACGGGGCCACGCUGCCAGACCUGCGCCCCCAGCUUCUACGGCAACGCCCUGCUCCCCGGGAACUGCACGCGGUGCGACUGCUCCCCGUGUGGGACAGAGGCCUGCGACCCCCACAGCGGGCAGUGUCUGUGCAAGGCAGGAGUGGCCGGGCAGCGCUGUGACCGCUGUCAGGAGGGACACUUCGGCUUUGACGGCUGUGGGGGCUGUCGCCCCUGUGCCUGCGGGCCAGCUGCCGAGGGCUCCGAGUGCCACCCCCAGAGUGGGCAGUGCCAAUGCCGACCAGGGGCUGCUGGCCCCCAGUGCCGCCAGUGUGCUGCUGGCCACUGGGGGCUGCCCGAGCUGGGCUGCAGGCGCUGCCAGUGCCCAGGGGGCCGCUGUGACCCCCACACAGGCCACUGCACCUGCCCGCCCGGGCUCAGCGGGGAGCGCUGUGAUGCCUGUAGCCAGCAGCACCAGGUGCCUGUGCCGGGCGGGCCCGGAAGCCACGGCGUCCACUGCGAAGUGUGUGACCACUGCGUGGUGCUCCUGCUGGACGACCUGGAGCGGGCGGCCGCCCUCCUCCCCACCAUCCGGGAGCAGCUCCGUGGCCUCAACGCCAGCUCCGUGGCCUGGGCCCGGCUGCACAGGCUGAACGCCUCCAUUGUGGAGCUGCAGGGCCAGCUCCGGAGCCCCCUGGGCCCCCGCCCCGGGCCUGCGCAGCAGCUGGAGGCAGUGGAGCGGCAGAGCUCGAGCCUCGGCGAGGACGUCCAGCGGCUGGGGGACCAGGCCGAGGGGGCCCGCGGCCGGGCUGGCCAGCUGCUGGAUGGCACUGAGGCCACGCUGGGCCGGGCACAGACGCUGCUGGCAGCCGUCCAGGCUGUGGUUGGUGCCCUGAGAGGGCUUGAGGUCCUGACGGGCCACCUGCCGCCAGCCAACGUGUCGGCCCCAUCCGCCGAGCAGCUGCGCCAUGCGCUGGCCGAGGCGGGCCGGCUGCUCGGCGAGAUGCGUGCCCGUGACCUGGGGACGCAGCAGGCUGUGGCCGAGGCGGAGCUGGCCGAGGCCCAGAGGCUGCUGGCCCGCGUGCAGGGGCAGCUGACCAGCCGCUGGGAGGAGAACCAGGCGCUGGCCGCAAGCAUCCGCGGGCAGCUGGCCCAGCACGAGGCCGGCCUCAUGGACCUGCGCGAGGCCCUGAACCGGGCAGUGGGCACCACCCGGGAGGCCGAGGAGCUCAACAGCCGCAACCAGGAGCAGCUGCAGGCGGCGCUGGGACGGAAGCAGGAGCUGUCUCAGGACAACACCACCCUGCAGGCCGCCCUGCAGGCCGCCCGCCACACCCUGGCCCAGGCCUCGGGGCUGCUGAGCGGCAUGGACGAGGCAAAGGAGGAGCUGGAACGCCUGGCGGCCAGCCUGGACGGGGCGCAGACGCCGCUGCUGCGCCGGAUUCAGGCCUUCUCGCCGGCCGGCAGCAAGGUGGAGCUGGUGGAGGCCGCGGAGGCCCACGCGCGCCGCCUGGACGAGCUGGCACACAACCUGUCCAGCAUCAUCGCCGGCGUCAACCAGGACCGCUUCAUCCAGAGGGCCCUGGAGGCCUCCAGCGCCUACGGCAGCAUCCUGCGAGCCGUGCAGGCCGCCGAGACGGCUGCCAGCCAGGCCCUGCAGCAGGCUGACCGCACGUGGACGGCGGUGGUGCAGCGGGGCCUGGCGGCCCAAGCCCGGCAGCUGCUGGCCAACGGCAGUGCCCUGCAGGAGGCCGUGCUGGGCGAGCAGCAGAGGCUGGGCCGCGCGUGGGGCGUCCUCCAGGGCACUGGGACCCGGCUCCAAGACACUCGGGCCACGAAGGACCGGCUGGCGGCUCGCGUGCAGGAGGUGCAGGCCAUGCUGGCCAUGCACACAGACGAGACCAGCAGGAAGAUUGCACGUGUCAAGGCCAUGGCCGCCGAGGCCCAGGACAAGGCUUCCCGUAUGCAGGCGCAGCUGCUCGACAUGCAGAGGAGCCUGGAGCGCUGGCAGGGCCAGUUAGGGGCCCUGCGGGGACAGGACCUGGGCCAGGCGGUGCUGGACGCCGGCCGCUCAGUGUCCACGCUGGAGAAGACGCUGCCACAGCUGCUGGCCAAGCUGAGCCUCCUGGAGAACCGUGGGGCGCCCAACACCAGCCUGGCCCUGUCCGCCAGCAUCGGCCGCGUGCGGGAGCUCAUCGCCCAGGCCCGGGGGGCCGCCAGCAAGGUCAAGGUGCCCAUGAAGUUCAACGGGCGCUCAGGGGUGCAGCUGCGCGCCCCGCGAGACCUCACCGACCUGGCCGCCUACACCGCCCUCAAGUUCUACCUGCAGAGCCCGGAGCCGCCGCGCGGGCAGGACUCCGGGGACCACUUCGUGCUCUACAUGGGCAGCCGCCAGGCCACCGGGGACUACAUGGGCGUGGCCCUGCGGAAGCAGAAGGUGCACUGGGUGUACCAGCUCGGGCCAGCCGGCCCCACAACGCUCAGCGUGGACGAGGACAUAGGGGAGGAGUUCGCCACUGUCAGCAUCGACAGGACCCUCCAGUUUGGCCACAUGUCCAUCACGGUGGAGCAGCAGACUGUCCACGAGACCAAGGGUGACACGGUGGCCCCUGGGCCCGAGGGGCUGCUGGACCUGCGGCCCGACGACUUCGUCUUCUACGUGGGCGGCUACCCCAGCAGCUUCACGCCCCCCGCGCCCCUCCGCUUCCCCGGCUACCGGGGCUGCAUUGAGAUGGACACGCUGAACGAGGAGGUGGCCAGCCUGUACAACUUCGUGAGCACCUUCCAGCUCGACACGGCCGUGGACAAGCCUUGCGCCCGCUCCAAGUCUACCGGGGACCCGUGGCUCACAGACGGCUCCUACCUGGACGGCACCGGCUUCGCCCGCAUCAGCUUCGACAGUCAGAUCGGCACCACCAAGCGCUUCGAGCAGGAGCUGCGGCUCGCGUCGUCCAGCGGGGUCAUCUUCUUCCUGCAGCACGAGAGCCAGUUCCUGUGCCUGGCGGUGCGUGAGGGGACGCUCGUGCUCCUGUACGACUUUGGCUCGGGGCUGAAGGAGGCCGCACCGCAGCAGCCCCUGCCGCCCAUGACCGCGGCCAGCAAAGCGAUCCAGGUGUUCCUGCUGGGGAGCAGCCGCAGGCGCGUGCUGGUGCGCGUGGAGAGGCUCACCGUGUUCAGCGUGGACCAGGACAACACGCUGGAGCUGGCCAGUGCCUACUACCUGGGGGGCGUGCCGCCCAGCCAGCUGCCGCCGAGCCUGCGGCCACUCUUCCCCAGCGGGGCCUCCAUCCGCGGCUGCGUGAAGGGCAUCAAGGCGCUGGGCAAGUACGUGGACCUCAAGAGGCUGAACACCACGGGCGUGAGCUCGGGCUGCACCGCCGACCUGCUGGCGGUCCGCGCCCUGACCUUCCACGGCCACGGCUUCCUGCCGCUGCCCCUGCCGGACGUGGCGCCCCUCACCGGUGACGUCUACUCGGGCUUCGGCUUCCACAGCACCCAGGACAGCGGCCUGCUCUUCUACCGCGCCUCCCCCGACGGGCUGUGCCAGGUGUCGCUGCACCAGGGCCACCUGACCCUCCAGCUGCUGAGGACGGAGGUCCGCACCCGCGGGAGCUUCAACGACGGCUCAAGCCACUACGUGGCCUUCUACGGCAAUGCUUCGGGGGUCUGGCUGUACGUGGACGACCAGCUGCAGCAGACCAGGCCCCAGCAGGGGCCGCCCCCCGGGCUCGGGCCGCGGCCUGAGGAGCCCCCACAGCUCCUCCUGGGCGGCCUGCCCGAGACCGGGGCCUUACGCAACUUCAGCGGCUGCAUCCGCAACGUGUUCGUGCGGCGGCUCCAGGAGCCGCAGCGCGUGUUCAACCUGCAGAACGGCGGCGGCGUCAACGUGAGCACCGGCUGCGUCCCGGCCCCUCCCGCCCAGGCCCCAGGCCGGGGGCCACAAGCACUGCAGGCCGUGGCUAGAAAGGCGUCCCGCCGAAGCCGCCAGCCUACGCAGGACAAGGGCUGCACACCACCCCCCCACCUCAGGACCCUCGGUGACGCCUAUCAGUUUGGGGGCCCCCUGUCCAGUCACCUGGAGUUCGCAGGCAUCGCCGCCCCCCGCGGGGACUGGUUCCAGCUGUCCAUGCACCUGCGCCCUCGAGCCCCCCACGGCCUCCUGCUGCUCGCUGCCCCCCUCACAACCAGCGGCCCCUCCCUGGUGCUGGCUCUGAGCCGUGGACACGUCGUCGCGCAGACAGAGGGCCCCGGGCCCCGGCUCCACGCACGGAGCCACCGGCGUGCCCAGGCUGGCCAGUGGCACACAGUGUCCGUGCGCUGGAAGACGGGCCAGAUCCAGCUGAGGAUGGACGGGAGCCACACCCGGAGUCAGGGGGGGCCCCGCCAGGGCCCCCGGGAGGCACAGAGCCCCCAGCCCCACACCCUGUUUGUGGGGGGCCUCCCAGCCGGCAGCCUCAUCCCUAAGCUCCCGGUGUCCACUGGGUUCAGUGGCUGUGUGAGGAGACUGCGGCUGGACGGGCAGCCCCUGGGGGCCCCCACAAGGGUUGUGGGGGUCACACCCUGCACCUCGGGCCCCCUGGAGCAGGGCCUGUUCUUCCCAGGCAGCGGCGGAGUCGUGUCCAUAGGCCUCCCAGGAGCUGCACUGUCCAGGCUGGAGCUGGAGCUGCGCCCCCGAGCAGCCAGGGGCCUCGUCUUCCACCUGGGCCAGGUGCAGGGCGCCCCCUACCUGCAGCUCCAAGUGUUUAAGGAGCAGGUGCUGCUUCAGGCGGACGAUGGCGCAGGCCCCUUCUCCACGUGGGUGACGCCGCCCACAGGGCUCUGCGAUGGGCAGUGGCACCGAGUGGCAGUGAGGAGAGCGGGCAGCGUGCUGCAGCUGGAAGUGGACGCUCAGAGCAACCACACCGUGGGCCCCGCCCUGGCCACCGCGGUGGACGGGCCAGCACUCCUGCACCUUGGGGGCCUGCCAGAGACCACAACUGCAGAGGCCGGGCCCCCAGCAUACAGCGGCUGCAUGCGGAGCCUGGUGGCCAACGGGUCCCCCAUCGCCGUGACGCGCUCUGCCACGGUCCAGGGGUCAGUGGGGGCCAGCGGCUGUCCAGCCAGCUAAGGCAGCUCCUGUCUGGAAUCAAGGCUGCAGGACCGCUCCCCUCCCUACCACACAGGGCCAGGCCGGGCCGGCGGCCCCAGAACAGGCUUGGUGGCAGUGUCUGGCCCCUUGGGGGGGCUCCGGGGCUCAUCUGCCCUCCACCCGUCACCGCAUGAGAUCUGUGGACCACUGGUUCCUUUUCCCUCAAAUAAAAAAUAAAUGACUUGUUUAACUCA